This is a messenger RNA of Cucurbitaria berberidis CBS 394.84, 393 nucleotides long. RefSeq lists its product as uncharacterized. NCBI's taxonomy places the organism in Eukaryota, Fungi, Ascomycota, Dothideomycetes, Pleosporales, Cucurbitariaceae. The coding region runs from base 1 to 393 and encodes 130 amino acids. The record is from RefSeq and is a predicted model, not a curated record. The transcript is spliced from 3 exons.
AUGGCCGACAAACCAACUCAACAAUCCAUGCUUCAAUCGCUGCGAAACUGGGGAGAAAACUCCAUCCCCCCAACUCUCUUAGCGACUUUGAUAACCGCCCAACACGCACGGCCCUUCCAGCCAUUCCCCAUGCUCUUCCCCCCGGUCCUGCUCUUGUCCUCGUAUCUCAACUUGAGCAACUACAAGACGGACGCGGCGGGUAUUACCGCGGCCUGGAGUGGGCUAUAUGCGAUAUUGGCGAUGAGGCGGAGUCAGGGCCUGAAGAACAAAUUCACUGUCCGGGGCGUAGUAAGAGGCGGUUCACUAGCCCUCUGUGCAGUAAACGUGGUAGGAUGUGGUCUUGCCUACACAUUUGGCAAGCGGGAGAAGGAGGAGAAGAAGACUGUGGUGUGA